Molecule: messenger RNA, 5316 nt
Organism: Stegastes partitus (bicolor damselfish)
Lineage: Eukaryota; Metazoa; Chordata; Actinopteri; Pomacentridae
Gene: rbm15b
Product: RNA binding motif protein 15B
Exons: 1
Coding region: 1-2517 (838 amino acids)
Molecular function (GO): RNA binding
Source: RefSeq, a predicted model, not a curated record
AUGAAGAGGCAGGCCGGGAGGGAGACGAGUCCGUCCAGGGCCGUCACCAAGCGGGUCCGGGAGCGGGAGCGGGACAGCGCCCGGAGAGAGGAGCUGCCGCCGCCGCCGCUGGCUCUGCUGCUGGCGGAGAGCCGCGGAUAUCACCGCCGGAGCCGGAGCAGGGAGCGAGAGAAGCCGCGGCUGAGGGAGGAGCGGGCGGCCGCCUUGGAGCUCCACCACCGACACGAGCUCAGCCUCCUCGGCCGCCCGCCGCUCCGGACCACGGCGGCGGAGCUCCCGGCCGCCCGGCCCGGCACGCUGGAGUACAAGACGCUGCUCAUCAGCAACCUGGGCUCGCAGGUGUCGGACGAGGACGUGGAGGACGCGCUGUUUCACGAGUUCAAAAAGUUCGGGGACGUCAGCGUGAAGCUGUCGCACACUCCGGAGCUCGGCCGGAUCGCCUACGUGAAUUUUCGGCACCCGGAGGACGCCAAGGAGGCCCGGCACGCCAAGUCCUCCCGGUUGGUGCUCGGCGACCGGCAGCUCAAGAUCGAGCCCAUGUACGUGAGGAGGCGGAGCGUCACCCCGCCGGACGUCGGCUAUCUGCCCCUGCACGCCCCGUACCCCUACCGGCAGCGCUCCCUGUCGCCGCCCGGGCCGGGGGUGAGCAACAUCAGGGACCUGCGGGCCCGGCACUACGCCCUGGAGACCCUGACCCUGAGCCGGGAGCGGGAGCGGCUGCUGGACUACUACGGCAUGCUGGACGAGCGGGGGCGGCCCUACGGCUUCCCCCCCAUGCCGGUGGUGGAGGACUUAAAGCCGGAGGACGACCAGCGGGCGACCAGCAACCUGUUCAUCGGCAAUCUGGACGGCAACGUGACGGAGGCCGAGCUGAGGAGGGGCUUCGACAAGUACGGCAUCAUCGAGGACGUGGUGAUCAAGCGGCCUGCUCGGGGCCAGGGGGGCGCCUAUGCGUUUGUCAAGUUUCAGAACCUGGACAUGGCCCACCGGGCCAAGGUGGCCAUGCAGGGCCGGCUGAUCGGCGGCAACCCCAUAAAGAUCGGCUAUGGGAAGGCCAACCCCACCACCCGGCUCUGGGUGGGAGGGCUCGGGCCCGGAAACUCUCUGGCCGCUCUGGCCCGAGAGUUCGACCGCUUCGGCAGCAUCAGGAACAUUGACUAUGUGAAGGGGGACAGCUUCGCCUACAUCCAGUACGAGAGUCUGGACGCCGCUCAGGCCGCCUGCACCCAGAUGAGGGGCUUCCCUCUGGGGGGCCCCGAGCGCCGGCUCAGGGUGGACUUCGCUAAGGUGGAGGAGAGCCCCUCUCGGCCCUUCCCUCCGGGGUACCAGCCUCCCGUCGCGCUGCCCUCCCACUACGACCUCCUGGGGGAGGCCUACAGCCGCCAUCGCAGCCUGGAGCGGGAGCUGCGGGGAACCAGGGACCGCUCCUCGCCGCCCUCCCACAGCCUCCUCACCCAGAGGGAGAGGGAGCGGGCCCUGCUGGAGAGAGACUUCGCCAGCAGCCCCACCCGCAGCCUGGAGAGGAGGGCCGGCGUGGAGGCGUUUGGGAGGAGCAGCCGGACGGCGAGGAGCCGCAGCCGGAGCAGGGAGCGGUGGCUGAAGGAGCGCGAGGAGCGGAGGAGCCGCAGGAGGAGCCGCAGCCGAAGUCUGUCCGCCGACCGCCAGACGGACGACCGGGAGAAGGAGCGGGGCAGGUCGCGGCUCCGGGGUCCAGGUGGAGCCGUUUCUCCGGACGCGAGUCCAGACCGGGCUCGCGUUCGGGCCCCCGACUCCACCACGGAGCCCCGGGACCACUCCCCCGACAGCGGCGGGGGGCGACACUCCGCCGCCAACGAAGACGACGCCCCGUCCGGCCGCCACCACAGCAAGAGGUCGUCCAGCGACCACCUCAACAACCACCACCACCGGGGCAGCGAGGUGGUGGCCGCCGGCUCUCCCGCCAUCCACACCGACACACACACCUCGUCGUCCCCGGGCUCGCUGUCCGAGUUCGCCCAGACGUCGCUGUCCAAGAUGUGGCACGGCUUCUUCGCACUGAAGAACAGCAGCUUCCCCACGGACCUGUACCUGCUGGAGGGCGGCUCCUCGUUCUUCAGCACCGUGAUGAAGGACAGCCUCCGUCAGCAGAACCAGAACCAGCCCAGCCAGCUGAAGAUCGCCCAGCGGCUGCGCAUGGACCAGACCCGGCUGGACGAGGUGUCGCGCCGCAUCAAACUGGGCCGCCCCGACGGCUUCGCCAUCCUGCUGGCGCUGCAGGGCCCCGUGGACCGGCAGGCCCCCGCCCCCGAGCCGGGCCUGCAGGUGCGCCUGCUCCGCCACCUGGUCACCUACCUGCGGAACAAAGAGGCGGCCGGGGUGGUGAGCCUCCCCGCCGCCAAGGAGGGCGGUCCGGGGGCGAUGCUGUACGCCUUCCCCCCCGGAGAGUUCUCCCAGCAGUACCUGCAGGCCGCCAAGAGGACUGUGGGCAACCUGGAGGAGGAGCACAUGGUGAUCGUGAUCGUUAAUGACACUAAUUGAUCCAAACACUGAAGUCCAGACACUCACACACACACUUCCAUGUUGUUCUGGACUACGGCACUACGGCCUCAGAGUUCUGAGGGUUCAGAGACACGGACAGACACUGAGGGGCAGGAGGACGAGCUGCUGCCCUCACAGGCAGCUCUCUGGGGGCUUUUCUACUACAGACUGUAACACUAAAGCUGACGGACUGUUUCUAUGCUUGUUUACUUUAUGUUCCUGAUGUGGGCUCCAGCGGCUCCAGUGGGACUGAUUGUACUGUACCGGGUCGACCUGAGCCGUCCCGCCGCUCUCUACUCUACACACUCAGUGUUUUUAAUUAAUUGAAGCAUUCCAGUCGUCUGUUCUGAGCGCUGAGUGUGUGUCUGUUCUGGUGUUGCAUGCUGGAAAAGAAAAAAAAAAAGUUCUAUUUUGUCCUUUUAGAAGAAGAAAAAAACCCACAAAUGUUCUGGAGAUGUUUGAGUCACGCUGGUGUGAAGUUUGAUCAUGUUCUGGUUUUAUAUUGUAAACAUUUAUACCUUUUAUUCACUUUUAAUACAUCAGUCCAUCCGUCUGUUUUCCACCUGAGCUGCUGCUGCUUCCUUCUUUGUUUUGUUUCCAUCAGCUUCACGCGUCACUUUAAUCCUGUUUGUCCGUUUAAACAAAUAAUAAGGCAGCUUUGAAGGAAAACGAAACAGUUCAGAUGUAAAAAUAUGAAACGCAGCAGAACAAGAACAAAGAAACUCGUAAAAUACGUGAUUUUAAUCCUGAAUUUGUCGAUAAAAUAAAAGUUUACAUUUGCUGAAAUAGAAAAACAAGGAAAAGAGACGAUUUCAGACAUGAGUAGGAUCAAAAAACUAUUAGAAUAACAGCUGAUAGUUUUUUAACUCUGGAGCUCAAACAGUUUCCUGAAAACAACCUGAAGUCCUCGACGGUGGAAACGCUGCCUGGACUUCAGCCCAAAAGUCUCAGAAGUUCUGCAGCGAGACUCUCGCUCAGAGUCGAGUCACGAGUUUCUGAUCAGACGUUUAGUUUUUUUUUCUGCGUCUGAUUCUUUUCUGUUUUUACGGUUUCUGGCUGUUUAAGUUGCAUCACUUUCGUUUUAAACACACUCGGGUCAAACCCGCCUUCAGAAGGUUAAAUCAUCUCCAGAAACGUUCGUCUGAAUUAAAUCCACCUCCAGCAGCAGAUAAACGUUUCCUCUGGAGCCUGAAGUGACUCGACUUUGUGCCAAAAACAAACUCCUGAGCUUCAGAUUGAAGCCGCUUUUCAGAUGAUAGAAGCUGAUUUAUUAAAUUGAAAAUCGUUCUGCAACACGUGAUCGUUUUCCUCGUCCAUAAAUCUAAAGAUCUGUUAUUGAUCAUUCUGUUGAUCUGUUGUUCUAGAGCCGACACGAUGCUGGUUAACGUCUCACCAGCACUGACAAACCUCCAGAAGCUUCAGCUUGAUAACGUCCUGAUCAUCGGUUUGACUGUUUCCUCCAGACACGAGUCUGAAUGUUCAGAUUCCAGCCUCAUAACCGUGAAUAUUUCUGGUCUUUGCUGUCGGUAAACUGAUUAAAUUGUGGACAUUUUUCAUCUUUUUCUAACAUUUUACAGACAAAACAAGGAAUUAAUUAAGAAACUAAUCGACAGUGAGGUUCAUCACAGCUCUGCUACGAUGGAGACGAGUUUCUAAAAUGUUCAGAUGAGAGAAUCCAGCAGCUUUAAAGGCUCAAACGAUAAACCAACAUGUUGGAGAUUCAUGUAGUUUGUUCAUAACUGAAACGAGUCCAUUUGACUGUCAGCAACAUCUAUUGUUUUCCAGGAACCUCGUAAAAGUCAGUCGGAGGGAAAAGUGUGUUUGAACAGCUUCAGGUUUGAUCAGAGUUUCUGCAAAACCGAGGACGAAAUCUGUCUUCAGUAGGAGAGAAGAGACGACGAUAAACGGUUCAGGUCUGAGUGAAGAUGUGCAGCUAGAAACCAUCGAUUAAUCCAAAAGAUCAGAUAUUUAGCAGCCGACUGCCCAAAACUUCUAAAAAAUCUGAAUAAUUAACUCAACAUCCAAACAGCUGCUGAUUAUUUCCCUGUUUCAGUCGAUUAAACGAUGAUUUUCAGCCCAAAACGAGACGAUUUCUCCUCGUUUCUGAACCUCGACGUGCUUCAAACAGACAAACUCCAGAAGACGACGAGUUCUUCAUCAUUCAGGUUGUUUUUUUUUUUUUCACCUGUAAUGAAAAGUUGAUUUUUCUCCAUUUCAUGCUGCGUCUUGUUCCCACUCAUGGAAACGCUUCUUCCUGCACUUCUCAUGAAAACCAGUCAAAUAAUCUCACAUCAGGUCGUUUUUUUUUACACAUUUAAAGAUAAAAACAAAACAGAAAUGUCUGUAAAGUCAAACUGAAGACAUGAAAUCGGCAGAUUUUUACCUCAUCACUCGAACAUUUGAUCUGAAAUGUUUUGACAUGACAACACUCAUGGUUUUGCCUUUUUUUUUUUAUUCCUCUCUCCUGUCCAACGUCGGCGGCGGCGGGAACAUUUCAACCUGUUUACAUGUAAAUUAACUGUUUUUGUUUUGUUUGUUUUCUAAAGUUGCUCCGGAGAGAGAAACGCAUGUCUGAACGUCCGCCGCCACGUCAGCCGCCUCCAACGGGUUCUGGACGAUAAUCUGUUGGAGAAAAAAAAAACUAAUAAAAAAAAAGGUUCUGUUUGUGAAUAAACGUCUGAAGUCGUGUUGACGUCACGCAGACGACAAUCUCUGGUUCUGGUUCUGUGUCCACAUAUAAACAUGUAUUCUGUAUUGGAAAAAAAAAAAAGUUUAAUAAACAUUUUAUGCUCUUUCUAA